AGAUGCAGCCUGUCGUAACGUUCGUGUUCUCAUUCCAGACUGCGGGUAUUUCCAGGACAGACGUCCUGCUGCUGACUGUGACCCUGACAGUGUGAUGAGGGCCUUGGUUGAAACAUGUCUGCUGGGAGCUGCUGAGCAAGAAGGUGAUGACACUGAGGAGACCACGGCUUGCAGAGAGGAGAGAGAAAACAUCCAUCAGACCAUCAGUGCAGUAAUGUAAUUCACACUUUGCACACGCCUACAUUGAAUUUUAAAGACAUGCGACACACAUGCAGGUUUAAUUGCAUGAGGGGAAAAAAUACUGACACUCAAGUUACGUCUCAUAACCUUAAAUUAUUCACUUUUUCAGCAGGAAAAUAAUUUUAGAUGAGUAUGACUUAAAAGCAAAUAUUCCUGCAUGUUGAAUAACAUAAAAGUUAUUGAUCCCUCACUGGGGAAAUGUACAUAUCACAGCAGCUGGAUACAGAUUAGGCAUGAAAAAAGCAGGACGGGAGGAAUUACAACAGUACAGUAAGACUAGAAAAAAUAGAUAUUAUUGUGAAGCUGUCAUAGAGAAAAGAUUCCAGGCAUGAUAGAACUUCUUAUCAUGUAGCAGAUUGGAUUCUUUCAAAUCUAUUAAAGGUAUUUGCUACAAGUACAUGAAUUUAGUAGUAAUAAUCCAUGAAGAUGUGCAUUAUGUUAAGAAAAGGUCACUUUUUGUGGGACUGUGUGGAUUUUGAGAAGAUGUGUAUGUAUUUAAAAAAAAAAUCUGUGCAUAGUCUAAAACAUGUAAACCUAGUCUUUCUGUUUAUUUUAUUUUGUAGCAUAUAUCAGUGUAUAAUUGAAGGUAUGUGUGCAUUCAUGUUGUCCACCAGGUUUACAUUGUCGUGGCAGCUAGUGUAUGAGAAAAGCCCGUUGUUGGAGACGUUAUGUUUCGGAGUGCUGUUUAGGAUCAGUGGUGUUUAUUUGUAGAGAAAAAGAAGUCGUCUGUUGAGAGCAGUUGGGAUCCACUACAUGUCAGUUUCAUUGGAAAAUUUCAUUGUUUAUAUUCUGAACUCUAAAUGUAUUUUGAUCUUUUAUCUAUGAAGCAGAAAUGGCUUCUGUAGUAACUGUUUUUUUAUGUGUAUGUCAUAAAAUGAAAGCACAGUUUGUACUUCCACCGGAGCCCCUUUUUAACUGCAUUUAUUUUAUUACAAAGCUACUUUAGAUUUUUUUAAUUUGUUAUUGACAUCGGUUUCACUGAUGACACACAUCAGUAAAUUAAUCAGUUUCAACUAGAAUCCUCUUAAAACAAAAUUGUGCCAUUUAGGGGGUAAAAUAUAUGAUAUGGAAGCUUAAAAUCCCUAAAAUUGCCUUUAGUUCCCUGUUUAUGCUGGACAGAAUAUAUGAAAAUGUGUGUUGAUGUGUGUGUUUAGUGUGAUGUGUUUGUACUUAACAUCCACAUUUACAUGCUAGAUUUAUGUUAUGUUGUGCAUAGCAUGUUUAGUGGCUUAUUGUGUGAGAACAUUAAGACGAUUAACAGAAGAAAUGGAAAUUCAGUAGACUUCCUUGGAUGUUUGGGGUUUAAAAAAAGAGUGGGAGGAAAUGGUAACAGUUCUGAGUAAUACAAAAUACUUUUCUCCUUUCAGUAAUAGGUGAUAAUGUUAAUCGUGCACCAAAUGGAUAAUCGCACAUUCAAAAUCUAGACCUGUAUUAGUAAUUUCAUAACAAUAGAUUUAAGAAAUCAUUCAAGUGAAAUGAGUCAAACCAAAUAGCCUCUGAUAGAAUAUUAGGAAAAAAGUCUCAUGGGUUGUUCACUAUAAGAUUGUGGAUGAGUAAAAGAUUGACUUCAGAAAAUGAAUUCUUAAUGAUCUGUGAACAGAUUUACCCGUUUAUUUUCCUUUUAUUUUAACUGCACAUGCAUGUGGCAUAUAUUCAGUUAAGUUUAGAUUAAGUUUGGUCUUUCAGCUCUAUUAUAUUACCCCAUUCUCCCCUACAGUUCUAAUAUGCAUUAUCUGCUUUAUUAGUAGUUUUCACCUUUCUUUGUCUUAUUUUUACAGCUGACAUUGUGUUCCAUUUAAUAUUUAGUGCAAUAAUCUAUUUGAUUUAAAUGAAGAGGAAGAACUGUGUCUUUGUUAUGAAAUCAAAGCAUUCUUAAUUGCCAUUACUGUCAUGUUUAGAGCAGUUUAAGUAAAUCACUUUUGAGUUAAACAGAACCACCAAUCAGAGGUGAGUGUGUUGAGUGAGAUUUAGAAGAAAUGGGACAAAAACAUCGGGACAAGAGAUGGAAUAUUAAUGCGGAACGAAAGUGGAAUUACAUAGAUGAUUAAAAAUGGCUCGACAUGAUUUCUGCUUUUCUCAAGUUUCAAACUUCUGUGCGCGUCUCGGGGCUGUGUGUCAGCGCUGAGUACCAGCUGGUGGUGCAUGUGGUCCCUGAAAAUCUGCUCUGCGCUCAGAGCAGCAGCAAAGACCAGCCCGACCGGAGCAGGACGCGCGAUCUGCACCGAGAGCGACUGUUGAGCUUCGUGUUUUAUCUCUUCUUAACAGGGAUGGGUUACAUUCUGGUCCUUUCAGUUUGACAUGUGGACGGGGCAAUGAAUAACACGACCGGCUGGGUACCGGUCGGAGCCGGCAGCCGGGAAGAGUUACCAGCGCACCGGGUUUUAACGGGCUGCGUCCUGGCGCUGCUCAUCGUUUGGACGCUUUUAGGCAACUUCACGGUGUGCGCAGCCGUUUACCGCUACCGGCACCUGCGCGCAAAAGUGACCAACAUCUUCAUCGUGUCUCUAGCUCUGUCGGACCUUCUGGUCGCCGUGCUGGUGAUGCCAUGGAAAGCUGUGGCUGAGGUGGCCGGUUUCUGGCCGUUUGGAAGCUUCUGUAAGACGUGGUUGGCCUGCGACAUCAUGUGCUCGACGGCCUCCAUCCUCAACCUGUGCGUCAUUAGCGUGGACCGGUACUGGGCCAUCUCCAGCCCGUUCCGCUACGAGAGAAGUAUGAACAAAAAGGUAGCCUCCGUUAUGAUUGGCGUGACGUGGACAGUGUCCCUGGUCAUCUCCUUCGUCCCCGUGCAGCUCAACUGGCACCGGGCGGAGAUCGGUGACCCGGCCGCGGAGGGUCUGGCGCACCAGGGUGGGAGUGUGGAUGGGAGCUGUGACUCCAGCCUGAGCCGCACAUACGCCAUCUCCUCCUCCCUCAUCAGCUUCUAUAUCCCCGUUGCGAUCAUGAUUGUCACAUACACCCGCAUCUACCGGAUAGCCCAGAUGCAGAUCCGGAUGAUAUCCUCGUUGGAGCGGGCGGCAGAACACGCGCAGAGCUGCCGCUCGGACGUACCUGAACUGUUUCCUCACCUGUGCACGGAAAUCGGUGCCAGCUCGUAUCAGUCUCAGAUCAGCCUUCAUUCGGAGUCUCAUCGUUCUAAUCAGUCACACCGCGAGCUCAGAGUCUCCAUCAGAAAAGAGACUAAAGUCCUGAAAACUCUGAGCAUCAUCAUGGGGGUCUUCGUCUGCUGCUGGCUGCCCUUCUUCAUCCUUAACUGCGCUCUGCCCUUCUGCCCCGGCCCGGGGGCUCCGGGGGCCCAGCGUGGCCCUUACUGCGUCAGUGAAAAGACCUUCGACGUGUUCGUGUGGAUCGGCUGGAGCAACUCGUCCCUCAACCCGGUCAUCUACGCGUUCAACGCGGAUUUCAGAGACGCGUUCUUGCGCCUGUUGCGCUGCCGCGGACGUCGCUGCUUGGCGGCGGUGAGCGCAGCGGUGGAGACGAUGAUGGCGAGCAACGAGGCCGUGAACCCGAAGCGAGAGAGCCCGCUGAAGGUGAGGCUGGACGCCUCCUGUGUCACUAACACCAGAGGGAGUGAGGACAGCGGGAACACCACGAUGACUGUGUUUUACCACAGAGGGACAACCUCAGAGCAGGUGAUGGACACCGAGGACAGAAACGACAAGGACAGGCUGACGCAGAUACCCAUAUGAGUGACAUGGAUCAGAGUAGACAGUUGAAGGGUCAGAGAGCAGAUCCAACUCUGGUUGUACCGGAGAAGGAAAAAGCAAGAUUGAAGCAGAAAGAAGUUUGCACUUUAGUAAGUCUCAGUCAAACAUGCAGGCAAUAAAUCUACCUUAGGUGACCAAAUACAGAACACAUAGGCUAUAAGCUCUGAUUAUGCCACAUCUGAAAAUCGUGUGAUGUUGUUCUCUCUUCGGGUUUCAUAUUUGGGAUAAUUGUAGACAGAACUGGUGUUUAAGCGAUAAAUAGCUUCAGAUUUAAGUACUACUAUAAGUAAAAAUACUCUAAAGCAAAAUCAGUCUGCAGAUACCGACUGCAUUUUUGGUUGCUUCAGUUCAUUGAAAAUUAAUUCGAAUGUUGAACAGAUACUUUCCUUCUUGCUUUACUUAGUCGAUUCAAAACCGAGCUGUAGGAGCCUGCAGGAUGGUUGGCGCCUUGAAUCAGGCCUGGAGAGGUGCAGUCAUUUCUCUCAUUUUUAGUGAAAGUGGAUGGAUGCUAAAACGCAAAAUUUGUCAUUGCUGAAUUUAUUUUUUUUUAGCAAAGAAGGGAGAAUAUUUUUGCCCUUUUAACUUUUAAAAAACUAUAAUUUAGCAGACCAAUGUACUUGUGAAGACAGGAUCUUUUAUUUUUUUUUGCAGUGUGACCAUUCAAGGUCAAAUAUUAAGCUUUGCUCACUCCCUCUCCUCGCCCGGGAGAGAGAGAUUUAUCAGAGGUCAGGAUUUCUUUGAAUCUCUAGAAAUGGGAUUAUAUAACUAACUCACAUUUGCACCCGUCAGCUUUGCAUCUUGGUGGAUGCACUGUGCACUCCAUUUCCCCCCCUACCUCCUGAAAGAAACAAUCAUGAAUAAUUUGUAAAGGUUGUUCCUGCGAAAGAUGCCCUGACCAGUGAGAACACUGAAGCUUUUACGGUGACAACACUCAGAAACAUAAGAUGUGAUUCAAAGGUUGAUGCAGGAAUGGAGAAAAAACAACAGAGGCUUGCAGUCUCAUAUUCUGUUCUGCGAUGAACUUUUUACAUAUUAACCUCCGGUAAUUUUUGUUUAAUGAGUCUUCCUUGUUGCUGUUAAAUACGGAAGCCCGUCUUGUAACCUCAAGGAGCCACAAGCCUUAAUGGAACCACUAUGAUUCCCAUAUUUUUUGUUCAGUAUUGUACACUUUAAAGAAAUAAUUCAAGAUUUUGGAAACUUUUCUGUUUCUUGCUGAGCAUUAAAUAAAGAUUGAUAUCACUCAUAUUUAGUCUAGUAAAUAUCAUGAACCAGCAACCAGAGAGCUGAGCUCAGCAUGAAGAAGUAACACAAUCUACUUACCGACUCCUCUAAAGUCACUCACCUGCUGUUUAAAGUAUACAAUCUGAAAUAGUGCGGUGUCUUUGAGUCUUACUGUCACUACCAGGUUUCUAGGCAACAAGCCCAGACAGUAACUCAGUGUAUCUGGCUAAGAAUAGUCUGGAACUUAUAUAGCCACUGAAAAAAACACGAUUUGUUGCUUUUACACUUUUUGUCGUAUGGACUAAGCAAACAUAUCUUUGGACAGGGGCAGGCAACCUGAUUCACUUAUUGUACUCAUGUUAUUCAUGUGUAUGGUUAGUUUGUCAGACAAUGUUGUUUAUACAAUCAGCAUUACAACGAUCCAGAGUAGCAGCGUGAAAAUGGCUCUGAAGUGACUGCUGGUUUCAGUCACUAUUUCACACUUGUUCUGUUGCCUGACAGCAGAAAUAGAAGAAUAUUAAAGUGAAACAGCUUUAUUGCUAUAACAGCUAUAUUAGGAAUGUGGCUGCGUUAAAAUGUAGUAAAUGUGAGCAGGAGAGAAGCAAGCAGAUGUGAACAUUGAAGGAAUUUAUGUUGCAAGGAAGCACAAAUGAUGACAUGAAAACAAAGUAACCUACACACAGUCCUUGUUUAUUCAUGUCAAACUUGUAAUGACUUUCCACCAUUUCUGAAUGAUCGUUAAUUUCCAAAGAGCUGUGGCCGUAUGAUCAUAACUAAUAGGAACAGUAGCCACAUGAAGCACAAUGUGGUGAUACUAAGGUUCUUCAUGCUCUUGUGGGGUAAUUGCCAUCAAAAAAGGACUCUAGCGUUCAAAAGUUUGUGGUCAUCCAGACAAUUUCCAAUUUCAUGUUUUCCAUGAAAAUUCACACUUUCAUUCAUAUGCUAACAUAACUGCACAAGGGUUUUCUAACCAUCAAUUAGCCUUUCAACAGCAUUAGCUAACACAAUGUAGCAUUAGAACACGGGAGUGAUGGUUGCUGGAAAUGUUCCUCUGUACCCCUAUGGAGAUGUUCCAUUAAAAAUCAGCUGUUUCCAUCUAGAAUAGUCAUUUACCACAUUAACAAUAUCUAGAUUGUAUUUCUGAUUCAUUUAAUGUUAUCUUAAUUGAAAAAAACUGCUUUUCUUUCAAAAAUGAAGACAUUUCUGAGUGACCCCAAACUUUUGAACGGUAUUGUAUGUAAUCCACUGAUAGAUCCUUAGAUGCUGGGAGUGCAUAUAGACUCUUGUAUUCAUUUUUUCAGCCAACAGCGAAACUUUUCUUUGCUUUGAGAGGCAGCUGCUCCUCCUGAAUGGCUCACCUGGAAGCAGCAAGCAGUAAGGGGGCAGGAUUAGUCAAACUUUGUGCUAGAAGAACAUUGGCUCCUCUGUUGAAAUGUAGCGACUGAUAAAGCUCUUACUGCCAUUUAAAGCUUGGAGGCUAUCCAAUAAUGUAUUUAUACAGAGUAUAAGCGUUUUUCUUGACACCCAAGGACACUUUACAAAAAUCUACUUGUAUGUGAUAAGAUUAAUGGCAGAAAUAAAAGUCUUUGUGUCUUCACAGAUCAUAACACUCACAACAGUCACUAGAGAAAAAUAGAUUUGUACCAUAUGGUAGCUAUUAAAGCAAUAGUUUGACAUUUCAAAUAGAACUAAACCUUAGAUUAUACAUUGGGCCUGCUCAGAAACAUUGCAGUUUCCUUUGCUAUGCUUACGUUUGUUUUCAUUAAUGUUUCAAACCUGCCUCUUGAAAGGAAUUAAUGAACCAAUCAGGAUUUGUGACAUACAGCUCCUACCAAUGCCUUAUUGAAAUUUGUUGCAUGUGUGCUAGCUUCUCUGUGAGACUCUGUGGCUUUGUGUAUCACUGGAGAAGCAUAAUGAAGGCAUUAAGGCUCAUGUCUGUGGUAAAAAUAAAACUACUGCAUUCUAGCUCACAUAAAGGCUGGAAGAGGAACUCUGUAGAAAAGGGUGAAGUUAAAGAACAUUAUUUUUGCGUUUUUGAUUGUAAAUGCAUUUUAAAAAAUGUUAACCUAUUUUUUUUAAUUUACAGCAACAAUUAAUAGCUAGUCUUGAUGUCUAGUGGCAGUGAAAAUAUAUGAAGUAAACACAGUUUAUCUGUAGAGCCACCAGCGAUAACAUGUUUGUGUCUGUAAUGCGGAACUUGGAAAACAGUCUAUUGUGUAAUUGUUUCCACAGGGGAAAUAGGUGCAUCUUUAUGGUAUUCGUGGUGUAAUGGGCUUUUAUCCUACAUAGGACAUCCAUCAGCUGCAGGCGUGCAGUGUGUGUAAGAACAGUCACCAUACCAAAGAAGAUUAAUUAAACAAAGGUCAAAUACAUUUUUUAAAUGUGAGGAUGCAGGCUACUGAGUUUGGAAAGUCUUCACAGAUCUGACUGGAAGUCAGUUCAUGGUAAAGAGAUUACAUCAUUUAAUAAUGACUGACAAAUGUCUCUCCUUAUUUUAUUCUUGUUUCACCCAAAAGGAGCUUAUUGCAUUAACAUUCCUACCAGGGUAUUUUGCAGAGGGAAGCUUUUUGUGGGCCACACCUGCCCGCAUUCAAUGUGUCAGACUAAAGUGAGCCCUCGAGGCUGCAGGAAAAUCAGAGCAAGUGAAGACGAGAGAGCGUUUCAGAGGGAAGUUUUAAUCGAUUUGUGUGGUUCAGGUGGGAAAAUUCAUCUAACAAAGGUGACUUGUGUCCUGAGGCCUCAGCAUACAGGGAAUUUUAAGUGGGGAGUGAGCAAAUGUUACUUACAAAUAAUAUUCAUAUUAAAUAAGUUUGGCCAGCCAUGGGCAAAUGACAUGUUUUAUCGAUUUUUUUUUUUUUUUUUUUUUCAAGUAAAGCGAAGAAAAUGCAGCCUUUGCAGCAAGCAGACAUGACAAAUGAGGCCCUUUUUAAAUGUUAAUUCACUGUUACUUAGAAAAAAAAUAAACAGUAAUUGUGACAAAGUGUACUCCUCUGCUUGUUAAGCCUGAGAACUUCAUUGUUAGGCAGCACUACCAAAUAUUUUCCAAGAAUAAAAACAAGAGUUAAAGGGAACUCUGGAAAAAUAAAGUUACAGUAAAUUUGUGUUGCACAGUUUUCUUGUAUAAUUUCUUGUUGUUGACCUUGGGGCCAUCUUAUUUCAAUCUCUUAGGCCAGUUUUCCAGAACUUCUUGACUUGUGACUCCUUGAAAUGAAGCAAUGUUGAUGCAAUUUCUAUGUAUUGCAGCCCCUUUACAAUUUGUAUUGCAAAACAAAGAUUUGAUCUUCUUUCCUAUAUCACAUGACCACUCAGAUUUAUCCUGUCGAUCCCCUGAAACAGUCACAGCAUCUAGAUUGUUAAUGCAUACAUGUAGAAUGAAUCUGAAUGAAAUUGAUGUAUAAUCACAUCAGUUUGUAGGUUCUUUGUACCUAUCCAUUCAGUCUGAUAAGACAUGCCUUUAGAAACUUAAAUUUGAUGGAAAAGUUGUUUUCCAAAGUUAAAACGAACAAAAAAAAAAUCAUCUUGCAAAUGUCCAUAUUAGAAUGUGCAUGUAUGUCAAAUACAUAGACUGCGAUCUAUAUUUAUUUUCUCUUAUCCAGUUGGCGAAAUCUUUUGUCUGAAUCUGAAAGACCUGAUAAUCCCCUUUGGUCUCAUUUAGGCAUCAGAUCAUGUUGUUACAUUAUUUGCUGCAAUAAUCCUCAUACUACAGAGAGAGAGGUCCAUGGUCUCUGCAUUACUACAGAUUCAUGAGGAAAACAGAUUUACAGCUUUACUUACAAUCAUGUCAACAUGAAUCUUAUAUCCUAUUUGUUCUUUGUAUUUUGUGUUUGGGAACUCCCUGAGCAAGUCUGACAUGUAAACACUGUAUAUUGUGUGAAAGAAUUAGUUCAGACAAGACUGAAAAAGGAAAAAGCAGAGGAAAGUGUGAGGAUGUUUGUGUGUGAGAGUAAACUCUGAACUACGAAUGAAAGUAAAUGAGGAUUUAGGGGUGAAAUGUGGAGAUUUUUUGGGUCGGGGGAAAUCCAAGUGCACAGAAAAGUUACUGGGACACAUACAGAGAAGGAAAAAGUUGCUCAGCAGCAAACCAAAUCAGAUUUAGCACUCCCUUUAGUGAACAUUAACAAUUAUUGCUAUUAGCCAUUCUUACAUUUUAUAUUUUGACCAACAAAGUAGAUUGUCUCACCAGUAAAUAAUAAUUUUGACAUAUGUUGCAGACACACAGAAGACAUCAUUGCCUCACUGUAUUUUCUAACGUUAUAAUUCACUUAUCAAGUCAUUUCUACAAAAUUCAAACUAUAGAGUACAAAGACCUAAAGAGGCUAUCUGUUGUUGUAGAUUAUUAGUAUCCAUGUGUACGGAAUUCUGAAAGCUCAGCAUCUAAACCCUUGUAAGUGUUGUAAUAUGUGGGAGAUUAGAUGUUGGGCCUCAUGACGGAUAAAAUGAAAAUUCAUGGAUUUCACAAAACACCAGAAUGUGAACUGGAUUUAAAACAGCUGUAGAAUAAAAUACAAAUAU
Molecule: messenger RNA, 9677 nt
Organism: Acanthochromis polyacanthus (spiny chromis)
Lineage: Eukaryota; Metazoa; Chordata; Actinopteri; Pomacentridae
Product: D(1) dopamine receptor-like
Exons: 1
Coding region: 2553-3926 (457 amino acids)
Biological process (GO): adenylate cyclase-activating adrenergic receptor signaling pathway
Cellular component (GO): membrane
Molecular function (GO): G protein-coupled receptor activity
Source: RefSeq, a predicted model, not a curated record